UCUUCUUCUCCUUUCAGAGACAAUGAAACCGGCCACAUUGUCGACAAUCUGCUAAAACGUAUGGAACAGUAUGCCAACAAUUUGGAAGAGCUGGUCGAAGAACGUACUCAGGACUAUAUUGAAGAGAAGAAGAAAUGUGAGAAGCUACUCUAUCAGCUGUUGCCACAAAGUGUGGCGGCACAGCUGAUUUCCGGUGAACCGGUUGUGGCUGAAACCUUCGAUCAAGUAACCAUUUAUUUCUCCGACAUUGUAGGCUUUACCGCCAUCUCGGCGGAAAGUACACCCAUGCAAGUGGUACAAUUUCUAAAUGAUCUCUACACCUGUUUCGAUUCGAUUGUGGAAAAUUUCGAUGUUUACAAAGUGGAGACGAUAGGUGAUGCUUAUAUGGUGGUGUCCGGCUUGCCCAUACGCAAUGGCAAUCAACAUUCAAGGGAAAUUGCCCGUUUGGCAUUGGCCCUGCUGGAGGCUGUGCAUAAUUUUAAGAUACAUCAUCGGCCGAAUGAUAAGCUCAAGCUGAGGAUAGGUCUGCACACGGGGGCCUGUGUGGCCGGAGUGGUGGGUUUGAAAAUGCCACGCUAUUGUUUGUUUGGUGACACCGUGAAUACGGCUUCACGCAUGGAGUCGAAUGGCGAGGCUUUGAAGAUUCACAUAAGUGAGAAAACGAAGUUGGCUUUAGAUGCCUUUGGCACCUUCAUUACCACCAAACGUGGUUAUGUACCGAUGAAGGGUAAGGGUGAAAUGUUAACCUAUUGGCUUGAGGGUGAGGUGCCCAAAGUGGAGACACCCAUAUCGCCACAAAAGCUGAUGCUCUCACGACGCUCAUCGCUGAAGCAGGUGCCACGCUAUGGCCUGCAUAAACAAAACUCCGAAGCCUCAGCAUUCCUGCCGCCGCCCUACAAUCAACAACUGGACAUUGGUCGGUCGGUGAGCCGACAAAACUCCCCCAAUUUGCGGGUGAAACGAAAGAUAUCCUCGUCGUCGCCCAAAUUGAAUGGCAAUGAUUUUAAGACUGAUGAUUUCUACAAUUAUCUGGAGGUAAAUGCCCUGAAUAGCAUGAAACUCUCACCACCGCAUAGUGAUAUUUAUAGCAGUAGGUCGCUGAAGGAUGAUGCCAAAGAGGGCUGCUGGGAAAUGGCCAAUUUCCGUUUGCCGCUGUCGGGCACACUGAAGCAGCCUCAUUACAACAGCAACCAUCCGAAACACAGUUAUACUCAACUCUCAUCGACUCAAUCGAAUUCCAAUUUGUCCGGGGUACUGGCACCCAAUUCCGCCUCAAAGUUGAGAAUGAAAAAUUCCCCCACCAUUUCAAGUCUGAUCAACAACAACAACAGUGAUACGGCCAGUUUGGGCAGCUCGACGAGAAUAAAAUUCAGCAUCAACAAUGAAAGUUCGGAGGAGACACAAAACCUCGUCUCAUCGCAUGUCUAUGAGGAUGAUGAAGGUGAGGCCGAGGCUGAGGCCAAUAUGAUAAAUCCCCAAGCGGAAGCUGAGGAAGAUGAUGAGGAGGAGCAGGAGGAAGGGGAAAUCAUUGAAACUCCCUUAACGCGUGAGCGUAAAACUGCAAUUGUUAUGCCCCAGCCGCCAGCCAUAAAUGGCGACCUGCUCUACAACUACAACAAUCGUACGCCAUCGUUGACCAAUCUGGAUCAACAGACAAAUCACUAUUUUCACCCGCCUCCACUGAACUCCUCGAGAGGUCCAUACAAUAAUACCCCACCCGCCAGUUAUGUCAAGGCCAAUAAUUGUCGAAAUGCCACGCAAUUUUUGGCAAAUAACUCAUCGAAUAAUAGUCUGGUCCAAAUGGACGAUAACUCGCUGACGAAAAUGAAUAGUUUACCUGAUGAUGGUGGUGGUGGUGGUGGGGGAACGCCAUCUAUUGGCAAUCGUCUAACGGUGAAACAUCAUCCAUCGGUAACAACAGUACCGCCGUCGUCGACAAAUAAUGCCGUAACACAACCUCUCUUGGCUAAAAUUAAUUCAUAGCAAUAAAUUUAGUUGUAAAUUUAUUUAUGUUUUUUCUGCAUAUGGCAACACUGUGAUGUGCGAAAAUGCAACUCUGUAAUGAAGUGGGGCAAUGUGGUGUAUGUGACACCAAAGUGAAAAGCGUACCUACAUUUGGCAAGGGCAUCACUGUGUGUGUGGCACCAGAGUGAAAAGCGUUCCCGUAUUUGGCAUGGGUAAUGAGAAAAUAAUCAAGAAGGACUUAAAUCAUGUUUACAUAUGCGACAUUCAGGGGGGUUAAACCGUCAAUCAAAGUACGAUUACAUUUACUAAAUCAUUGCAUAUACUUUACAUGAAAUGGACUCUCAUUUCAUGUAUAUACCAUGGUAGAAGAAUAAAGGUAGAUUCAUCAACGUUUGCGAACAUUAAUUUGUCAUAAUUUAAAAAACGUCUUAAAUAAAUAAUAAAUUAUUUUUACACGUUUACUUAUACGCACUAAUCGGAGUAUGUUAUGAUUUGCAUUUUCAAACAUUUUUACAAACUUGAAUAAUUUUUCAUUAAAUUUUUUCAAUUUCAAUGUUCUCAAGCGUUGAUACAUCUACCUGUAUUCUUCUACCAUGAGUACCUGCAAUGAAUCUACUAUUUUUACAAUCUUUUUCGAUAUUAUAAAGGGAAAAUCUGUUAUCGUAAAAAAAAAACUUUUCAUUCUUGCAGUUCUGGAACAGACCAAAUGACAGCUGAUAAAAUAACAAAUAAAUCUAGGGUUAACUAGUCUGAAUUCGUUUCAUAAAUAGAACUAGAAAGCCCGCCGAUAAAUUAUGCCUUGUCAAAUGCAUCGUCACUCACUGUAUAUUUCAGAGUUGCAUUUAACACAAGUGCUGCAGUCAAACGUCAAUGUGAUGUCAUAGAGGUCAUUGCUUUUAGUCUUCUUUUCAUUACUGUCUGUUAAAAACUCAAAAUUUAACGAAAAAAACACAAUGAACAACUGGCUUUUUCCUUUUUUUGGGAAAUGUCAAAUUUUAAUAAAAUUGUUAAGACUAAAGGUGUGGUUACAUAAGCAGCUUGAAGUUUUCACAUGGCAUAUUUUGUGACAUAUCAUAAAGGGAUGCCAGAGCCGCACUCAAAUUCUGCCGUCUUUUCCCCUAUAAUUUAACAUUAAUAUGCCUUGAUAUGAUGCCAUGAUGCUGCUUAUGUGCCCUCACCUUAAAAUAGCUUAAAGUUUAAAUCAUGACUUCGGAGGGAAAAUACAACACUGUUAACACUUUGUAGCUUAAAACAUUGUUGUAUUCGAUCAGACCAAAAGUGGCAACAGUGUUGUAUUUACACACCGAAGUCCCGAUUUAACACAUUGAUCUGUUUCACCCUUUAGAGUUUUAUCUGAAUUUCUGGUAUUCCCCUAUAUUAUAAUUUGACACUUCAAAGCCAGCAUUGUGUUUCUGCUAUUAUUAGAAUUGUAUUUUUAUAAUCACAUAAAUUAUGGUAGUUUACAUAUUCCUAAGUUACCCCCCCCCCCCCCCACUCUCUAUAUCUAAAGCAAACAAAUCAAAUAAAAUAAUUCCCCUAUUAUAUAUUUAUAAUUCCUUAAAUAUAGUCAUAAUUUAUUUUUCUAUAUAUAAUAAAUAAAAAAAAACAAAUGUAAGAAAAAAAUAUAGUUAUUAUAUUAUAAGAAAACAAAAACAAAUCAUGCAAAUUGUGAUUGAAAGUGAAACUUGUUACCACUUAAAAAAAAUAUAGAAUACUAAAGCGAUCUUUGUUACAAAAAAAUAUAAAUUUAAUAAAAAAAUAAUAAUUUAUGACAAACUCUUAAAUAUAAUAUUUAUAAACCAUAUAUAAAUUUAUUGCAUAAGUUUAUGCAAGAAAAAAAGUAAUAAAUUUUGGCUUUUAGAUGAUUAUC
Molecule: messenger RNA, 3835 nt
Organism: Musca domestica (house fly)
Lineage: Eukaryota; Metazoa; Arthropoda; Insecta; Diptera; Muscidae
Product: guanylyl cyclase, membrane-like
Exons: 1
Coding region: 61-1983 (640 amino acids)
Biological process (GO): receptor guanylyl cyclase signaling pathway; intracellular signal transduction; cGMP biosynthetic process
Molecular function (GO): guanylate cyclase activity; peptide receptor activity
Source: RefSeq, a predicted model, not a curated record